Cyphomyrmex costatus is the source of this 1545-nucleotide messenger RNA. RefSeq names its product cytochrome P450 4C1. Lineage: Eukaryota; Metazoa; Arthropoda; Insecta; Hymenoptera; Formicidae. The record is from RefSeq and is a predicted model, not a curated record. The coding region runs from base 1 to 1545 and encodes 514 amino acids. The transcript is spliced from 12 exons. Gene Ontology annotation, molecular function: oxidoreductase activity, acting on paired donors, with incorporation or reduction of molecular oxygen; iron ion binding; monooxygenase activity.
AUGUUUAUUACUGUAUUGCUAUCAUUUAUAUUUAUUGUACUAUUGUACAAUUAUUGUGUUUAUUACGGAAAAAAGAGACAACUUAUUAACCUUAUACCAGGACCACCAUGUUAUCCGAUUGUUGGAAACACACUACAAUUAUUGGGUUCACGAGAGGAACAACUUAAGAAACUAUUUAACUUUUUCGAACAGUACUAUCCCAUCUGCAAAAUUUGGAUAACCUCUUUGGUCGUCGUAACUAUUCGUCAUCCAGAUGAUAUAGAAAUAAUAUUAAACCGUAAGAAACAUAUCGAAAAGAGUGUUAUUUAUGAUAUUGGAAAACCUUGGGUCGGUAAUGGUCUAGCCACUAGCGAAGCCGCCAAGUGGCAUUUACGGCGAAAGAUAUUAACUCCUACAUUUCAUGUCAAAAUAUUGCAGCAGUUUGUCCAGAUUCUGAUCGAUGAAGGUGAAAACAUGACAAAUUCAUUGAGAAGUACAGGAGAUACUACAGUUGUAAAUGACUUAAUAUCGUUUGUCAAUGAAUAUACGCUGAAUGCAAUAUGUGAAACUGCCAUGGGUAUUUCUUUAAAAGAUCUCGGAGCGUUUCAAGAACAGUACCAAAAAGCAGUUCACCGAAUGACUGAACUUUUAACUUAUAGAUUUUUUAGGCCAUGGCUGCAUUACGAUUGGAUAUUCUCAUUGACGCCAACAGGUAGAGAGCAAACGAAGAUUCUGAAGAUACUACACGGAUUUACUGAACGAAUUAUUGCUGAAAGAAGACUUUAUCAUGAACGGACCAAUGGUCAAUACUUAGAAGGCUUUGGUAAUGAUCUACCAGCAGACAGAGAUGACGCCGAAAGUACUGGAACACAAAAAAAGCGGCUUGCAAUGUUGGACCUUCUAAUAGCAGCAUCUCGUGAGGGUCUUAUAACUGAUUUAGACAUUAGGGAGGAAGUUGAUACUUUUGUAUUUGCGGCUCAUGAUACUACAGCAAAGGCUAUAUGUUUUAUUUUGUUGUUAUUAGCGGAGCAUAAGAGCAUUCAGGAUCGUGUCAGAAAUGAAAUCGAUACUGCUAUGCUAGAGAAUGGGGAGAAAUGUUCUAUGAAAUUAUUGCAACAACUAUCAUAUUUAGAUAGAUGCAUAAAGGAAGCUUUACGUCUAUAUCCUAGUGGAUUUAUUAUAUCACGUGUUUCUGGAGAAGAUGUAAAAUUACAAUCAUAUGUAAUACCUGCUGGAACAAUCAUGGGUAUUUAUAUUUACGGUGUUCAUAUAGAUCCCAAUUUUUGGCCAAAUCCAGAGGUAUUUGAUCCUGAUAGAUUUUUACUUGAGAAUAUGCGAAAUCGUCACCCUUAUUCGUAUAUACCAUUCAGUGCUGGACCACGCAAUUGCAUCGGUCAACGAUUUGCUAUGUUGGAGAUGAAGGCGAUGGUAGCUUCUUUGAUACAUAAUUUUUACUUGGAGCCUAUUGAUUAUUUAAAAGAUCUUAAGAUGCAAGCUGAUAUUACACUUUGUCCUACUCAUCCACUUCGUAUAAGAUUUAUUCCUGUUUGCAAAAUUAAUGCAUGA